Messenger RNA from Trichosurus vulpecula (common brushtail), 2880 nucleotides. RefSeq names its product vomeronasal type-2 receptor 26-like. Gene Ontology annotation, biological process: G protein-coupled receptor signaling pathway. The coding region runs from base 1 to 2880 and encodes 959 amino acids. The transcript is spliced from 7 exons. NCBI's taxonomy places the organism in Eukaryota, Metazoa, Chordata, Mammalia, Diprotodontia, Phalangeridae. Gene Ontology annotation, cellular component: membrane. The record is from RefSeq and is a predicted model, not a curated record. Gene Ontology annotation, molecular function: G protein-coupled receptor activity.
AUGCACACCCCGCACCCACCCACAGAUUCCCCGGCUUCUUUCUCUCCUCCGCCAGUGCAGGGAGGGCCAGAAAAGGGAGAAUCUCUCAAUGCCAUGUGGCUAGACCAUGUUUGCAAGAAUGACCUAUCCCUCGUCUCCCAUACUUUGAGCUGUCACCCUCUUUCGGGAGCUCUUUGCCUCUUGGCAGGCUUGGGGAUAUAUGACAUGUUCAGGGAUAUGUGGCUUCUUGUACAGAGAAAGAUUUGUCUGUUGUUUUCUCUCCUGCUCCUGCCGCUGCUGCCGAAGCUUCCAGUCUCUGAGAACAGGACAGAAGAGCCAUGCUGCUUCUAUCAAGUCAGCCCCAGCCUUGUCAGAAAUGGGGAUCUAGUGAUUGGGACUUUUCUCUCCAUGUAUUCAGUUGAAGUAAACAAUGACAUAGGAGCAGCACUUUUUGCGAAUAAACCUGACAAGGACUGUCGGGAUUAUAAGUGGCUAUACAAAAAUUAUCAACAAGCCCUGACACUAAUAUUUGCUAUAGAGGAGAUCAACAAGAACCCUAAUCUGUUGCCCAACCUUACCCUGGGAUUCCACCUCUACAACACCUACCACAGUGAUGAGAAAACCUUGGAGAGCUCCCUGCGCUGGCUGUCUGGGCAGGGCCAGUUCAUCCCUAACUACAGCUGCUGGGAGCAGGACAAGUCUGUGGCUGUCAUUGGCGGAGUCACUUCAGCUCUGUCUGUCCAGAUGGGGACCCUGCUUGACCUCUACAAGUAUCCUCAGAUCACCUUUGGGCCAUUUGAUCCCAUCCUCAGUAACAAGGUGCAGUUUCCUUCUCUUUACCAAUUGGCCCCCAGGGACUCUUCCCUACAUAAAGGUUUGGUCAGACUGAUGACCCACUUUGAAUGGACGUGGAUAGCUUUGGUGACAGUAGAUGAUCUGAGAGGUGAGGAAUUCCUUCAGGAACUGACACUGGAGAUGGCAAAAUAUGAUGUCUGUGUGUCCUUCACAGAGAAGAUCCCUGUCAGUGAGAGAAGACACACAGAAUCAUACAUGACAUUCAUGCCCAGGAUCCUGUCAUCACCCAUCAGAGUGAUUUUCAUUCAUGGUGACACAGACUCAUUAAUGAUCUUGAGAUAUUCACAAUUUCCUUUUCUCGUGAAUUACAAGGUGUGGGUAACCACUUCUCACUGGGACAUUACCACAAGACCCAAAUAUGUUGAUGGUUAUAAUUUCCAUGGGGCACUUAUAUUUUCACACCUAACAAGUGAUGUUCCUGGUUUUAAGGAUUUUCUCAGGACAGUGAACCCUGCUAAAUACUCAGAGGACAUUGUACUGAAAGAAUUCUGGCACUCAACAUUCAGAUGUAUAGAUGAACCUGAAAAACUGAAACAAGAACAAUGUUCACUAAAUGCCUCUUUGGAGACUUUGCCUUUGAUUUACUUUGACAUGACAAUGUCAGACUCGAGUUACACCAUCUACAAUGGUAUUUAUGCUGUGGCCUGGACUCUCCAUGAAAUGUUCCUGAUGAUAUUAGAAAAAGAAUCUAUGGCAGAGGGAGAAAGCUGGGUGCCUCAUCCAUGGCAGCUCCACUCAUUUCUAAAGAAGAUCCAAUUCAACAACAGUGCAUGUGAUCAGGUGUUUAUGGAUGAGAAUAGAAACCCAGAGGCUCAGUAUAAAAUCCUCAACUAUGUAAACUUCAAUAAGGAAGCAGAAGCUCUGGUGAAAGUUGGACAGUUUAACCCCAAGGCUCAGCCCAGUGAAGAUUUUACUAUUAAUGAAGAGGCCAUAGUGUGGGGCUGGUCACAUACCAAGGUUCCCUGUGCCACAUGCAGUGAGAGCUGUGGUCCUGGAUUCAGGCAAACAUCACUGGAGGGACAGCCCAUCUGCUGUUUCAAUUGUUCUCUGUGCCCUAAGGGGGAGAUCUCCAAUCAGAUGAAUAUGAAGCAUUGUACGAAGUGCCCAGAAGACGAGUAUCCCAAUAAGGAAGCAAAUCAAUGCCUCCCCAAGGUUAUGACUUUCUUGGAUGUUUCAGAACCCUUGGGGAUGACUCUGAUUUGUGUGGCUCUUUCCUUUUCUUUAAUGACAUCUCUAAUUCUCUUUGUAUUUGUGAAAUUUAAAGAUACCCCCAUAGUGAAAGCCAACAACAGAGCUCUCAGCUACACUCUCCUCAUUUUCCUCAACUUCUGCUUCCUCUGCUCCUUACUUUUCAUUGGUCGUCCUAAUUCAGUUACCUGCCUACUCAGACAAACAACAUUUGGGGUUGUAUUUACUGUAGCUGUGUCCUCCAUUUUAGCCAAAACCAUCACGGUGGUUCUAGCUUUUAGAGUUACAACACCAAGGAGCAGGAGCAGGAUAUGGGUAAAAUCCAGGGUGUCUAACUCUGUUGUUCUUAUCUUUUCUGGGAUUCAAGUAGUUCUCUGUGGCAUCUGGCUAAGAACCUCGCCUCCAUUUCCUGACAUGGACCCACACUCUGAACCUGGCCACAUUAUCAUUAAGUGCAAUGAGGGCUCUGACUUUGCCUUCUACUCUGUCCUGGGCUACAUAGGAUUCCUAUCACUCGGCAGCCUUAUAGUAGCUUUCCUGGCCAGAAGCCUUCCUGACACUUUCAAUGAAGCCAAGUUCAUCACAUUCAGCAUGUUGGUGUUCUGCAGUGUCUGGGUCUCUUUCCUUCCAACCUACCAGAGCACCAAGGGGAAGGCCAUGGUUACUGUGGAAAUCUUCUCCAUCCUGGCAUCUAGUGCUGGCUUACUUUGCUGCAUCUUUAUUCCCAAGUUUUACAUCAUCCUGCUGAGGCCCGACAAAAAUACUCAGGGAAGUAUAAAGACUAAAGUUAGUUUCAGGGGCAGGAAACAUUCUGGAUCAUUGUCUGUUAAUUUUUCCCAGAGACAUAAUCAAUUUUAA